Molecule: messenger RNA, 803 nt
Organism: Helicoverpa armigera (cotton bollworm)
Lineage: Eukaryota; Metazoa; Arthropoda; Insecta; Lepidoptera; Noctuidae
Product: cytochrome c oxidase subunit 5B, mitochondrial
Exons: 3
Coding region: 112-450 (112 amino acids)
Biological process (GO): mitochondrial electron transport, cytochrome c to oxygen
Cellular component (GO): mitochondrial envelope
Source: RefSeq, a predicted model, not a curated record
AUAUUUGUCCAAUGUCCAAAAAUGUCCUCCACCACAAUGUCCACCAGUCAUCCUAAGCAUCUCGUGAGUCUGUACUCGGAUAGACAAUGAAAAUAUUAUCUCAAAGUCGCAAUGUGGUGGUCGAGAUGGAUGAAACACCUUCGUUCAGCGGGGUCGCGUAUGUACGCGGGCAUGCAUGAUCCACUGGACCACGUCACCGGACUCGAGAAGAGAGAACUGCUCGCACAUCUGGCGGGAGACUGCGAUCCUUUCCGUAUCAUGGCUAUUAAGAAAGGUCCAGGCACAAGGGAGCGGCCAAACCUGAUCCCCAGCGCGUACAACCGCCGGCUCAUGGGAUGCAGCUGCAGUCCUCACGACAACCACGUGGAGUACAUGUGGUUACACCUCGGCUGCCCCAAGCGAUGCGGCUGCGGGUACUGGUUCGAGCUGUGCCCUGUCGCGCCACUAUAGACCUUAUUUCUUUAGUGUUAAAGUUUAUUUUUGAUGAUAUGAUGGAAAUCUCGAAUUUGUUCGAGUAUAUCGUAGGAGUUAUGACCGUUUAAAAAGCUUUCUUUUGUGUUUCCUUUUCUACUUAGCCUAUUGUUUCAAAAACUGAUUCCGUGGAGUAGGUAUCUACUCGUGGUUGCACCUCGGCUGCCCCAAGCGAUGCGUCUGCGGGUACUGUUACGAGCUCUGCCCUGUCGCUCCACUUUAGACCUUAUGGUUUAGUGUCAAAGUUUAUUUCUGUUCAUCCUGGUGAUAUGAUGAAAGAGUAUUGGUAUUCGAGUUUGAGUAUCUGUGUAUCGUAGCAUUUUCUGGAUCAU